ACACUGCAGUCCACCAAAGUCAUUGUGACUGAUGGUGUCACUGUUGGACAGCCCUGUUGUGCCAUACCAUGGUGCAAAAACCCAUUGAUCACCAACCACUGCAGGUACUGCCUCAAGCACCAAAAUCUCGAGAGUGUUUGCACUGUGGAGGGCUGCAAUCAGGGAGUUACCAGUGAUCCUAAGACCAGGAAG
Suillus paluster is the source of this 192-nucleotide messenger RNA. RefSeq lists its product as uncharacterized. The annotation marks the transcript as partial. NCBI's taxonomy places the organism in Eukaryota, Fungi, Basidiomycota, Agaricomycetes, Boletales, Suillaceae. The record is from RefSeq and is a predicted model, not a curated record. The transcript has a single exon.